CACUCAGAAAGGCCAGAUACAGCUCCACGCCCCGCGCAGCCACUGGAACUAUCCUCGACUGUCCCUGACUUCCCGCGACAAGCUGCACCAGCUCGGUCAGUCUCAAUGGAGGCGGCUUCGGCGCGGAUGGCCGCCCGCGACCGCUACGGCGGGUGGGGGGAGGCGCCGACUUCACAGCUGCAGCGCUUCAUAUUAAACGCUUGUGAUCCGCAGAACUUCGAACCGAACCUGGCCUUGAACCUCGAGAUCAGCGACCUGAUCAACACGAAGAAGGGCUCCACACCGCGGGAAGCAGCCGUCACCAUCGUCCACUACGUGAACCACCGCAACCAGAACGUGGCCUUGCUUGCGCUUAAUCUCCUCGACAUCUGCGUCAAGAACUGCGGUUACCCCUUCCACCUCCAGAUCAGCACCAAGGAAUUCCUCAACGAGCUCGUCCGUCGCUUUCCCGAGCGCCCUCCAGUCCAUCCCACUCGCGUGCAGAACAGGAUACUCGAGCUGAUAGAGGAAUGGCGGCAGACCAUAUGUCAGACCUCGCGGUACAAGGAAGACCUCGGCUUUAUCAGGGACAUGCACCGUCUGCUCAGCUACAAGGGCUAUGUGUUCCCUGAAGUUCGGAGAGAAGAUGCGGCAGUCUUGAAUCCCAGCGACAAUCUGAGGUCAGCCGAGGAGAUGGAAGAGGAGGAACGAGAGGCGCAAUCAGCAAAGCUCCAGGAGCUCAUUCGGCGCGGAGGCCCGCAGGACUUGCAGGAGGCCAACAAGCUGAUGAAAGUCAUGGCGGGAUACGACACUAGGAACAAAACAGAUUGGCGAGCAAAGGCGGCAGAAGAAGUUUCGCGGAUACAACAGAAAGCCAAGAUCCUCGAGGAAAUGCUGCAGGGCUACAAACCCGGAGACGAGAUCAAAGAAGGUGACGUGUUCGAGGAACUGGCCAACGCGCUCCAGAGUGCACAUCCAAAGAUUCAGAAGAUGUGCGAAGAAGAGUCCGAGGACACGGAAGCCGUAGCUAAGCUAUUCGAAAUAAACGACAGCAUAAACCGAACAAUAGAGCGCUAUAAGCUGUUCAAAAAGGGCGACAUCGAAGCCGCAAACAGGAUUCCCCAGGGCACCCUGGGUACGAGCGGGGCCGGUGUCUCCAAGGGCCCCAACAACGAGCUCAAUCUGAUUGACUUUGACUCUGAACCAGCGCCAGCAGCAUCAAACUCGGCAUCUGGGGGUACAGAACAGCCUGCGCAGAAGGGCAAUGCGCUGGAGGAUGAUCUGCUAGGUCUCUCUCUUGGCGGUUCGAACUACGGUCAAAGCGGCAGUAUAUCACUGGGCGGAUCCAAUGGCUCAGUGCUUGGACUCUCUGGUAUGGCAGUCCCGCAGUCACCAGCUCACCCGCAACAGCAAAGUACUGCACAGUCGAUCGUCGACCUAUUCGGUUCAACGUCGAACUCUGGCCCUGCUCAACAAAUCCCAUCCCCUCUACCAUCCGCACGUGCUCAACCUCUGCCACAACCCGUUCGCACCCCUGAUCCUUUCGCUGCUCUAAACUCGCCCACGCCCCGGCAAGGCUCGCCUAUGAACUUCCAACAGUCUGUGAAGCCACCACCUGCGGCAUCCGGGACUGUAGAUCUCCUUGGUGGCGCAAUACCUGCGCUGACUUCAAGCUUGGCACAGAGUACCUCCGCAGCAGCCAACGACGACGACGAAUGGACAUUCGCCUCAGCGGUGCCUGACACUUCGAAAGAGAUUACAGUCAACAACACAUUGAUCAACGUGGUCUUCAAGGUCUCUAGGGAGUCAGAGACUGUACUCCUAAUACAAAACCACGUAUCGAACAACACACCCCAACCUAUAUCAAACUUGACUUUUCAAGUCGCAGCAUCAAAGGGCGCUCAGUUACAACUAGAACAUCAAUCGGGUGUCAACCUUGCUCCCAAUCAACGCAACGGUAUCACGCAAAACAUACGACUGACUGGCGUACAACGAGGGUCUGGUAACAGUAUCAAGAUGAGGUGGAAAGUGACCUACUCAGUAGGAGGACAAAGCAAAAACGAGAUGGGCGAGAUUGCCUCGCUGGGCGUCUCGUGACGAUCAUGAAAGCCAAGAUUAUUGUAUUUCGAUUCCCGUCUGGUAUUCGAUGCAUUUCAGCGGCAUGUUUGAAACGUGCGUGGGGUGCAGGAGGCUUGCGAUUGAUAGACAGUGUUGAGAUUCAAAGCACGAUGUUCCUUCGC
This is a messenger RNA of Paraphaeosphaeria sporulosa, 2219 nucleotides long. Its product is annotated as VHS-domain-containing protein. NCBI's taxonomy places the organism in Eukaryota, Fungi, Ascomycota, Dothideomycetes, Pleosporales, Didymosphaeriaceae. Bases 106 to 2076 code for a protein of 656 amino acids. Gene Ontology annotation, biological process: Golgi to endosome transport; protein transport to vacuole involved in ubiquitin-dependent protein catabolic process via the multivesicular body sorting pathway; Golgi to vacuole transport. The record is from RefSeq and is a predicted model, not a curated record. Gene Ontology annotation, cellular component: trans-Golgi network. The transcript has 8 exons. Gene Ontology annotation, molecular function: phosphatidylinositol binding; ubiquitin binding.